Porites evermanni is the source of this 1543-nucleotide messenger RNA. The record is from the annotation of a GenBank genome assembly. NCBI's taxonomy places the organism in Eukaryota, Metazoa, Cnidaria, Anthozoa, Scleractinia, Poritidae.
AUGGUGGUGAACGAAACUGGUAUAGCCUCGUUGCAAUGCGACGUUAAAGGAAAUCCAGCGCCUCAGGUCACGUGGCUGAAAGAGAAUUCUAGCCUUCCCGCGGACAAGCGAGUAUUCCAGUCACGUGAUGGUCUGAUUAUUACCGAUGUGACGUCACAGGAUAGUGGAUUGUACACAUGCGAAGCAAAAAAUUUUCUUGGAGCAGUAUCGUCCUCGGCCACAUUGACUGUGCAAGGUAAUAAAGUUAAAAAAAUUGUUUCCGCCUAGCAAAUGUUAAAUAGAGGAAGCAGCCUUAAAAGAAAAACUAGACAUUCAAAAUGCUCAUGCUGUGAGACUUUGAAGUGAAUUGAAUCCAGUGGAAGCUCUCUUGACAGACACUCUUAUAAGUGGACUGCUGCAUUUUCGGCCGUUUUCACAAAACUGCGUUUUUCUCGACUCCCAUAGAAACUCUGAAUUUUUCAUUCCAGUAAGCAGCCAGCAGCUCCAGUUACGAACACCUUUUUCACAUCCCAAGGGUGACCGCUUACGAGAGCGUCCACUGUAUAUUAUACCGCUUUAUUCCAGAAAUCGACGAUUUCUUUUCCAUUUUUUAGUAUAGGUAAUUUCCUAUCUAUUCAGCCAUGAUAACAAGACCAACAACGACCAUUGAGUCUUGAUAACGUUACCGUGAACGCUUCUUGAGACGCUUACCUUUUCCCUUUCUCUAACCGUGGAAAUUCAUUUUCAACCCGGUUCAAAUUGUUGUUGCUUUUAAAAUCCCAACCCUCUGAGGUUAUGCUCAUCUUUUUUUAUGCCUUACACCGCCUCGGGGUGGGGCAAUUCGGGAGGGAAUACCCAUGGGCUUCUUCCCCGGAAAAACGGUAACACAUCACUGAUGGUUAUUUUCUCUUUUUACAUAAAAGCUGUCGUCAAGCCAACGUCUCUACUGCGCAAUCCCACGUCCUGCAGCAGCUUAAAAACAGGCUCUUCAGGAGAUUACAUAAUCGAUCCUGAUGGCGACGGAGGCGUGUCUCCCUUCAACGUGUAUUGUGACAUGCGUGACAAAGGAGGAAUUGGCGUGACAAUCAUCAGUCACGAUAGUGAGAAUAGAACCCAUGUUGGUAACAUUCCAGGUUGCAGUGGAGUGGGUUGCUACAGUAAAAAGGUAAAUUAUACUGGAGUCAGCAUCGCCCAGCUAGAGGCACUCUCUCAAGUCUCGCAGGAAUGUGAACAGUUUAUCAAGUUUGAAUGCAACAAUGAUGUUCAGUUUAUUCAGGCCAGCUAUGCAUGGUGGGAGUCACGUGAUGGAACACGGAUGUACUACUGGGGUGGCGCAACUGGUUACACCAACAUGUGCGCUUGCGGAGUAACAAACUCGUGCUCCAAUGGUGAAAAGUGCAACUGCGAUUAUGGGGGCUACAGCAGUGGAUGGAGAGAGGACAGCGGUCUGCUGACAGAUAAGUCUGCUCUUCCCGUAACACAGAUCAAACUGGGAGACUUGGAUAGCUCAAAUGAGGAAGGAUAUCUCACAUUAGGAAAACUGAAAUGUUACGGGAAAGUAUAA